CGUACAUACUUGCUGCUGCAGUCUUCCUUUGUCAGCACGGCAGCGGCGCAGAUUCGAGGCUUUAAUUGGAAAAGGCUUAUCUUUGGCUCAACAGAAGCAACCACGCACCAACCCCUGUCCAGCAACCUGGGCUGCCCUUCGUCAUCGCUAGCAGAAAAAGUUCCUCAGCUUCUGCAUUACCAACACCUGCCCUCCACGCAUCUCCACCCUUCUUCUACCCCUCCAUCCUCACCCUGUGUUGCCCAUCUUUACUCCGACACAAUUCAAUGGCACCCAGCAUGCGGCCCUUCACGACUGCCAGCUUUCUUGGGCAGCUCCAGCAGGCUGGACGCCGCUCCUUUGUGACUUCCCGCCCGUCACCCAUCGCCAGCAGAGCUCGAUGGACGCCGCGCCCGGCCUUCAGCCAAAUUGCUCUGCGCCAAUCUAUCCGGCGGGCAUCCACUGAGGCCCCGAAACCGAAGAAGAGGCGCUUCCGAAGUUUUCUGCGAUGGACAUGGCGACUCUCCUACCUGUCCGCGUUCGCGGGUUUGGGCUACAUUGGGUACGGAAUCUGGGAGAUGCGCAAUCCCGAUGACCAGCCCGAGCCCGACCCGAGCAAGAAGACGCUCGUCAUCCUGGGAACUGGCUGGGGAGCUGUCUCGCUCCUCAAGAAGCUUGAUACCGAGAACUACAACGUCAUCGUCGUCUCUCCGCGAAACUAUUUCCUAUUCACGCCGCUGCUGCCAUCAUGCACAACGGGCACUAUCGAGCACAGAUCUAUCAUGGAGCCCAUCCGUAACUUCCUAAGACACAAGAAGGCGGCCGUCAAGUUCUACGAAGCCGAGGCCACCAAGAUUGACUAUGUGAAAAAGAUCGUACACAUUAACGAUGACUCAGAGAUCAAGGGCGACAUCUCUUCUACAGAGGUGCCCUUCGACAUGUUGGUUGUCGGAGUUGGCGCAGAGAAUGCGACAUUUGGCAUUCCCGGCGUGCGUGAACACGGCCUCUUCCUGAAGGAAGUUGGGGAUGCCCAGCGCAUUCGCAAGCGCAUCAUGGACUGCUGCGAAACCGCCACGUUCAAGGACCAACCGCCAGACGAGAUUAAGCGUCUCUUGCACAUGGUUGUAGUCGGUGGUGGACCGACUGGCGUUGAAUUCGCCGGUGAAUUGCAGGAUUUCUUUAAUUCGGACUUGAAGAAGUGGAUUCCAGAUAUCACGGACAACUUCCACGUCACCCUGGUCGAGGCUCUCCCGAACGUCUUGCCCAUGUUCUCCAAACAAUUAAUCGACUACACCGAGAAGACAUUCAAAGAGGAGACUAUCAGCAUCCGGACAAAGACCAUGGUCAAGAAAGUGACCGACAAGUACAUUGAAGCCGAAUCGACUGGCCCGGAUGGCAAGAAGGUCCUCGAAAAGAUCCCUUUUGGUCUCCUCGUCUGGGCAACCGGUAAUGCUCUUCGUCCCGUCGUAAAAGACCUGAUGAUGCAGAUUCCUGCCCAAAAGGACUCCCGUCGUGGUCUCGCUGUCAACGAGUACCUCGUUGUCAGGGGCACGGAGAAUGUCUGGGCAGUCGGUGACUGCGCCGUUGCCAACUACGCCCCAACCGCACAGGUCGCAGCCCAGGAAGGGGCUUUCCUUGCACACAUGUUCAACUCAAUGGCCAAAACGACCGAGAUCGAGCAACAGCUAGCCAAACUUUCCGAGGCACAGGAGAAGGCCACCGCCAAGGACUCACGUGAUCAGAUAUUUAGUGAGAUCAAGGAUCUGCAGAAGCGCCUGCGGAGAGUCAAGAGCAUCGGUCCAUUCGAGUACUCCCACCAAGGCUCGCUUGCAUACAUUGGAUCUGAGAAGGCUGUAGCUGAUAUCUCCUGGAUGUCCGGUAAUUUUGCGACGGGCGGCACGGUAACCUACUUCUUCUGGCGGAGCGCGUAUCUGAGUAUGUGCUUCAGCACUCGCAACAGGAUCCUCGUGCUCAUGGAUUGGGUCAAGUCGAAGAUGUUUGGUCGUGACGUCUCCCGAGAAUAGAACGUGGUAUCGAUUUACGGCCGACUGCAUAUCCUAUUCCUUUUCCGACCAGUACAUAUACCACCUCCGUCUACGUUGCUCUGCCCUGUCUGCAGUAGCUGUACUGUACUCAAGUGUACGAUUGCUUUCCAUCCAUCGAUCCUCUCUUUGUCACUAUAGUAGAUUCCACACCUGUAAUAUCCCCCUUUCCCUCUUCCUAGAUUGGAUCCGGCGGUCUUGCUUUGUGUUUGGCUUUCUCUAUGGCUUUGAUAAUGUUCUCUUGUCUACCUAACUCUAUCUAAGAGUUUGGCGUUCCGCGGGUUUUUGCGAAAGCUAUCUGGCUUGAUUUGAUUGAUAGAGAGAACUUUUGCAAAUUUUCUUGUGUAUUCAAGGCGAUAUACGAUAUGAGGUUUAGAGAGAAAUGAAUGGUAGAAAGUGAGUGCGCGUAAACGUG
This is a messenger RNA of Lindgomyces ingoldianus, 2436 nucleotides long. Its product is annotated as FAD/NAD(P)-binding domain-containing protein. Bases 267 to 2003 code for a protein of 578 amino acids. Gene Ontology annotation, molecular function: NADH dehydrogenase activity. The record is from RefSeq and is a predicted model, not a curated record. The transcript has 3 exons. Lineage: Eukaryota; Fungi; Ascomycota; Dothideomycetes; Pleosporales; Lindgomycetaceae.